AUGGAGGCCGAUCAACAGCAGGAGCAGCAGCAGCAGCGUGCUCGUUCUUCUGCGACUCUCUGUUCAGAUGUGGAAGAUGUAUACUCGGAUCUGUACUCGACGUUCUCGCAGCUCACUUCGACUACCGCCGAUGAUGUCGAUCAGUCACCGUGCAAAUUGAGUCCUAGGAUGCUGUUUAUCUCAGCUGGGGCGUGUGUUUGUGGGUUGCUGUUUGGAUACGAUACGGGCGUCAUAUCUGGAGUGCUGCUUGUGAUGGCGCCGCAGGAUAUCUCCCAGGAGAAGAUCACAGAGUUCCAGAAGGAGGUGGUUACGGCAAUUGCAUGCCUGGGAUCGUUCUUCGGGUCGAUGCUGGGGUUUCCGCUGUCGGAUAGGUACGGGAGGCGAACGACAAUGGCGCUGUGUUGCGUAGUGUUCAUCAUCGGAGGCGUUUGGAUGGCUCUGUCGACCUCGCUGAGUGUGUUGGCCACGGGUAGGCUGGUCGUUGGGAUCGCCAUCGGAGUGGCAGCGCAGUGUGUCCCCGUGUAUCUCAGUGAGGUGUCUCCCGCUAACAUACGGGGGACAGUAUUGACGCUGAACUCGAUGGCAAUCACCGGCGGCCAGCUGGCGUCAUACAUCAUGGCGUUGUUGCUGGCGGAUAGGAAGCAUGCCUGGCGAUAUCUGUUCGGGCUUUCCGCAAUACCAGCGCUGAUCUUCUUGCUGUUGUUCCGGUUCAUGCCGGAAUCGCCUCGAUGGCUCGUUCUGAAAGGUGAGUUUCCAAGGGCUCAUGCCACUUUGAGAGUGAUCUACCCUGCGGCAACCCCCAGUCAGGUAAGCCUGAAGCUUCGGAGGCUUGUGUUGGACGUGUGCAAGCUGCGAAAGUACGAAGACAUUGAGCAGCCGCUGAUCGCUCGACCAAGCCUGUUUGCACGAUGUGCCAGACUCUCAAGCUCAAAACAGUCUCAGGAGGUCAACCCGGAUGGAUCCACUAAUUCGAUAUUGUCUAGCACACAUGUGCCGGUAGCACGGCAACAUCAACGGCGGCAAAAGCAUAGAAUGGAACCUCGCACUCGCAGAGCUCUCAUUGUUGGAUGUGUGUUGAUGUUUUUCCAGCAGGCUUCUGGAUUCAAUGCGUUCAUGUACUAUGCCACGCUGAUCUUUGCGGAUCUUAACGUGCAGAACCCGCUCGUUCCAGCGACACUCAUUGCUCUAACGAACUUUCUGUUUACCCUGGUGGCUUUCCAACUAGUUGAUACCGUCGGCAAGAGAUCCAUGUUAUUGCACAGUAUUUGGAUAAUGACUUUGGGGCUACUUCUGGCCAGCUUUGCCUUCUCGGAGGCGAACACUCCAUUGGUGCUCUUCUGUAUAAUACUCUUUGUGGCAUCAUUUGCAUCAGCAAUGGGGAACAUUCCAUGGAGCAGUGUGGAGUUGCUGCCGCUCAAUCGCAGGUCGUUUGGCGCUUCGUGCAUAUCAUGCACUAAUUGGCUCACCAACAUGUUCAUGUCCUUAUCAUUUCUGUCACUCGUUGACCACUUCGGCAUAUCGCACACUAUGUGGAUCUUUGCCGUCUUUACCGCCCUCAAUUGGAUAUUUGUGUACUACUGGUAUCCCGAGGUCAAGGGCCUAACUUUGGAGGAAAUAGGCAAAGUCUUCGAAAAUGGUAUUGACGUGCACUAUGUAUACAGAAAUUAUCAUUAA
This is a messenger RNA of Torulaspora globosa, 1674 nucleotides long. RefSeq names its product Cin10p (gene CIN10). Gene Ontology annotation, biological process: transmembrane transport. The coding region runs from base 1 to 1674 and encodes 557 amino acids. The transcript has a single exon. NCBI's taxonomy places the organism in Eukaryota, Fungi, Ascomycota, Saccharomycetes, Saccharomycetales, Saccharomycetaceae. Gene Ontology annotation, cellular component: membrane. Gene Ontology annotation, molecular function: myo-inositol:proton symporter activity. The record is from RefSeq and is a predicted model, not a curated record.